Molecule: messenger RNA, 1743 nt
Organism: Varanus komodoensis (Komodo dragon)
Lineage: Eukaryota; Metazoa; Chordata; Lepidosauria; Squamata; Varanidae
Product: perforin-1-like
Biological process (GO): immune response
Cellular component (GO): membrane attack complex
Source: RefSeq, a predicted model, not a curated record
AUGGCCAUCCGGCUCCUCUUCCGAGCAGCGCUCUUCACAUUUCUCUCGCUUCUCCAGCCAAUAGCCUGUGGCCACUGUCAACAGUUCCCCAGAACCAUCUGCAGGAAACACGCUGCCUUUGUGCCUGGCCACAGCUUCAUUGGUGAGGGGGUUGACAUCACCACUCUGGAGGGAAAGGGAGCUUACGUGGUGGACACCAGCCGGUGGCAGGGACCCAACGGGACAUGCACCUUGUGCCGGAAUCCGUUGAUGGAGGGGCAGCUGCAGAAACUCCCCCUGGCUGCCGUGGACUGGCGGGUGCACAGCGACUGCCGCCGGCACAUGAGCAGCUCCAUGGAACAUUCUGAUGUGGAUGUGGCAAAUGCAGUGGCCAAGGAGGUGAAGAAUGACUGGAAAAGCCACCUGGGGUUGCAUCCAGAGGAAGGCAUUGACGAGAAGAUGGACCAACAGCUGCCCAAGGCCCAGGUGGCCUUUGCUGCUUCUCACUCCUGGAUGACCCUUUAUGCUCAUGAGAGGUCCCGGCAAGACAGCCAUGUUUUUUUCAGACAAGAGGUCUCCUGCGAAUACUACAGCCUGAGGCUUCUCCAGAGUCCCUUACUGCUAGCCUCCGACUUCUCCUGGGCUGUGGGCAACUUGCCAAGGAAGCAUGACCCUGAGGAAUACCAGCACUUCAUUGACAUCUAUGGUACCCACUAUAUCAGCCAGGUGCAGCUGGGUGGGCAAGUGAGGCACCUCAUCGCUUUGCAGACCUGUGCAAUGGCCUGGAAGGAUCUGUCAGCUGCUGACAUCAAGCAGUGCUUCAGCUGGGAAAUUUCUCUAGGAUACCAAUGGCUCUCAGGCGCCAGAUCCCUUGGUUCCAAUUGCAAAGACCUGUGGAGGGGCCAAGGCCAAGGGAAGUUUUUUAACUCUUACCACAUGCAGCACACGGACGUGAUGGGAGGAGACAAGCAGGUAGAGAUGCUGUUUUUGGAAAGCGGGGAGGUUCAGCGCUUCUCAGAGUGGAUGGAGAGCGCCAAAGCAAAGCCUGGCCUGGUCUCCUACUCGCUUCUUCCACUGCACACUCUGUUGCGUCGGAGAGACCCCAGGAGGGAUUUGCUGCGGCAAGCCAUUGUGACCCAUAUACGACAGAGGGCCCUCAUUCGGAACUGCCCCCCAGACUGCCCACACUGGAGCUCCCAAGAGCACUGUGCAUGCAUGUGUCGGGGCAGCAGUGUCACCAACAAGAAGUGCUGUGCUCGGGAGGAAGGCAUGGCCCACCUCAAGUUCCACAUUGACAAUGGAUCCAACCUGUGGGGCGACCGCUUCACAGCCACUGACGCCUACGUGAAAGUCUUCUUCCAAGGGCAGGUGCAGCAGACCAAGGUCAUUGGUAAUGACAAUGACCCCUGGUGGCAGGCAACUCUGGACUUCGGGACCGUCACACUGUCGGGCCACAACCGCUUUGCCGUGGAGCUCUGGGACAAUGACGUUUGGCAUGACGACCUGUUGCAGAGAUGCUGGGAAAAACUGGAAGCGGGAAUCAACAUCCCACGCAAAUGUCAUGCCAGUUAUGGGUAUGUUGCAUAUUCUUACUCAUUAGAGUGUGGCCGCACCAUGGGGGGGCCCACCUGUCAUGACUAUGUCCCCUUACAGCUGCCAACGUCUUAUUUCAACAAUACGACUCCUGCAAUCAGGGUUUCAUCGUUAUCCCAGUGGUUCCAUGACCGUAGGCUCUGGGGACAGGACAAAACUAGACAUUUCUAA